Molecule: messenger RNA, 818 nt
Organism: Scophthalmus maximus (turbot)
Lineage: Eukaryota; Metazoa; Chordata; Actinopteri; Pleuronectiformes; Scophthalmidae
Product: complement C1q-like protein 4
Exons: 3
Coding region: 65-454 (129 amino acids)
Molecular function (GO): protein binding
Source: RefSeq, a predicted model, not a curated record
AACUGAACUGAACAGCGAACACCAAUCCAUCAAAGAUGAAGACUGCAGUGGCUCUGCUGACUUCAUGCCACCUCUACCUGGGUGUGGCUCAGGUCUUCAGGUCUCCAGCCUCAUCCGAGCUUCUCCCUGUGGCCAGAAACGAAGACUUCUGGAGGCCAAAAUAAAAAAUGCAGAAAAACAGUUAGCGGAGCUGAAGCAAGCGACCACCGGUAUCUUCACUGCUCCAGUCAAAGGAGCUUAUUACUUCAGCUUCUCUGGUCAUAAUUUAUCAUCUAGACCAAUGGGGCUGCGACUAAUGAAGAACGGAGAACAAAUGGUCACUGUGUUCAACCAUCGAGCUGGAAAUCGCUAUGAGACGACAACCAAUGGCAUGACUCUCAAUCUUAAUGUGGGAGACCAGGUGUACAUGAGACUCCAGGCAAACACCUGGAUUUAUGACAAUGGUGAGACGUGAGGGGAGCAGGUGAGACGUGAGGAGCAGGUGAGACGUGAGGAGCAGGUGAGACGUGAGGAGCAGGUGUGGACCAUCACUGGGGCAAGAGACACAAAAGACGAAAAACCACAAAGUAAAACAGGAAAUCACAAAUUCAAGAUACAAAGGAUAUAAAGGUAACUUAACUAAAACCAAGACAAGGAAACAGGAAACAACAACAAGGGACAAAGAAACCAACACAACAGAUACAGGAGGAAUGACAAUCAAACAAAAGCCCAUGAGGGCAGAAUCAUGACACAUUUGAAGAGCCGUGAAGAGCUUGUCAAAACAAUUCCAUCAUAUUCACAAGCUGACUCACAUCAUCCAUUAAAGUGUCCACAGCUCA